AUCCGGAUCACAGCCUAUUUGGACCACUUUCCUUUACAUGAAGAGCUAUCUUAGGAGUGAGAUCCAAAUCUAUAAUCAAACUUCUUAUACAUUUCAGCCCUCUGUUACAUCUUAACUUGAAGGUAUCUUUGAGUAUCUUCUGACCCUAGAAGAUCCUGUUCAGUCUGCAGACUUCAACAGAAUCGGAGAACCUGGACAGAGCAGAGUAACCAGCAAGAGAGCCCAGGGAUAGCAUUAACAUGGUGGUUAUUCAAGACCUGACUCAGCCAGGGAGACAUGCCAAGGCCUGCGAGGUUCCAGUGUCAUUUGAGGAUGUGGCGGUUGAUUUCAGCAGAGGGGAAUGGCAGCAAUUGAACUCUUUUCAAAGAUGCCUAUACCAGGAUGUAAUGCUGGAGAACUAUAGUCACCUGCUCUCAGUGGGGUUUAAAGUUCCUAAACCAGAAGUCAUCUUCAAGAUGGAGCAAGGAGAGGAACCAUGGACACUGGAGGAGGGAGCCCCACGCCAGAGCUGCAAUGGAGGAAAGUUUAGGAUUAAUAAUAACUCAGAAAAAAGAAUUUCUGAAAAAGCUACAGUUUACAGUGAAACAGUAGAUGAAGAUUCAAGAGAUGAUUCAUUGUAUUCCAUCUUAGAAGAAAUGUGGCAAGAUGCUGAAUGGAUGAAAAGAUACCAGGGAAACCAGUUCUACCCUUUGAAUCAUGCUGCUUUCAGUAAGAAAAUAUUGAAUACUAAGAGGGAUUCUGAAUGUACAGAUAUUGGAAAGCAUGUACACCUCAAACCAAAUGUUCUUUCACAGAAAAGACUCCAUAAAAAAGACUCAUUUGGAAAGCAUUUUAAGCAUAAUUUAGACUUACAUAUUCAUAAUAAAAACAAAGCAACAAAGAAUUCUGACAAAAUAAUGAGCCGCAGGCAAGGUUUUACCCACAGUACUUCUUAUACUAACCUUGAAAAUCCACAUAUGGGAACAGAAUUCUGUGAAAGUAAUCAGUAUGGAAAAGUCAUCAGAAUCAAGCAUACAUGUAGACAAAGUAUGAUAUUUCCUGUUGGGGAAGAGCCAAAAACAUGUGAUGCAUUUGGGAGAAUCUUCACCCAAAAAUCACAUAUCUUCACUGCUUCCAGAAGUCACAAUGUAGAAAAACAUCGUGAACUUAAUAAAUGCAUAAAUGUUUUUACACAGAAGCCACUACUUAGUAUAUAUCUGCGAGUUCACAGAGAUGAAAAACUAUACAUAUGUACUCAAUGUGGGAAGGCAUUCAUCCAGAAUUCUGAAUUAAAGAUGCACGAGAAAACUCACACUAGAGAAAAACUGUACAAGUGCAGUGAAUGUGGAAAAUCAUUUUUCCAGCUGCCAUCUCUACUUAGGCAUCAAACAACCCAUACUGGAGAAAAAUUCUAUUCAUGCAGUGAAUGUGGGAAAGAUUUCUCCUUGAGUUCAGCCCUCAAUAUACACCAGAAAAUCCAUACUGGGGAGAGACAUCACAAAUGUAAUGACUGUGGGAAAGCCUUUACCCAAAAGUCAACACUCCGAAUGCAUCAGAGAAUUCACACAGGAGAGAGAUCUUAUAUAUGUACUAAAUGUGGACAGGCUUUCAUCCAGAAGGCACACUUGAUUGCACAUCAAAGAAUUCAUACUGGAGAAAAGCCUUAUGAAUGCAGUGACUGUAGAAAAUCCUUCCCUUCUAAGUCCCAACUUCAGAUGCAUAAGCGAAUUCACACUGGAGAAAAACCCUACAUAUGCACUGAGUGUGGGAAGGCUUUCACCAACAGGUCAAACCUCAAUACUCACCAAAAGUCUCAUACUGGAGAAAAAUCUUACAUAUGUGCUGAAUGUGGGAAGGCCUUUGCUGACAGGUCAAAUUUCAAUAAACACCAGACCAUUCAUACUGAAGAAAAGCCCCAUGUUUGUGCCAGUUGUGGGAGGGCCUUCAUCCAGAAGUCACAGUUAAUUACACACCAGAAAAUCCACACUAUGGAAAAACCUUAUAAAUGUCCCGACUGUGAGAAAUCCUUCUUCAAGAAACCACAUCUCAAAGUACACCAGCGAAUCCACACAGGAGAGAAACCAUACAUAUGUGCAGAGUGUGGGAAGGCCUUCACUGACAGGUCUAAUUUCAAUAAACACCAGACAGUUCACACUGGGGAUAAGCCCUAUAAAUGUAGUGAAUGUGGAAAGGGCUUUACUCAGAAGUCAGUUCUAAGUAUGCAUAGAAGUAUUCAUACCUGAAAGUAUCCCUGCUUCAUCUAAACAAGACAACUUUAUGAUAGAAGUCAAAUCUAAGUGAAUAAGAUUCAUCUAAGACAUAUUUGUGUAAAUACCCUGUACAAAAUAUCCAGGUAUCUCACAUGAGAUAAGAAAAAAAUGUUUUGAAAAGACUCUUUAAGAAUAUAUCGGAAAGGGGGAUUUUUUAUAUUUGCAUGGCCUCACAAAGCAGAAUUCAUAUUGGGAAGAAUGUAAGUUUGAUACAUUAAGAAAUGUCUUUUUGUAUUCCUAUAUUACAAAGCAAAUUGUUACCAAAUUCUUUUUUUAGAAAGAAAUUAUGUAAGUUUCAGUAAUGUAAGUAAUUAAAAGUAACAUCAAGAUGAAUGAUAA
This is a messenger RNA of Arvicanthis niloticus (Nile rat), 2588 nucleotides long. Lineage: Eukaryota; Metazoa; Chordata; Mammalia; Rodentia; Muridae. The record is from RefSeq and is a predicted model, not a curated record.